Messenger RNA from Siniperca chuatsi (mandarin fish), 5559 nucleotides. RefSeq lists its product as uncharacterized. NCBI's taxonomy places the organism in Eukaryota, Metazoa, Chordata, Actinopteri, Centrarchiformes, Sinipercidae. The transcript is spliced from 24 exons. The coding region runs from base 1 to 5103 and encodes 1700 amino acids. The record is from RefSeq and is a predicted model, not a curated record.
AUGGAAGCCGCUCCCGUUCUCGCUCGCCCAGCCCCCGUCACCGCCAUGGCUCAGAGGCCGAUCGUCGCAAGGAGGAGCUGUGAGACACGAUCGUCGGCAAGGAGGAGUGACGAGAGACGAUCACCACGAAGGAGGAGCCGUGAGAGCCGAUCACCACGAAGGAGGAGUGACGAGAGACGAUCACCACGAUGGAGGAGCCGUGAGAGCCGAUCGUCCACAGAAGAGUCAUCCCCGCAACGAAAGAAGUCAAGCAGUGCAGAGAGACUGGCUAAGAAACUACUGGAAACAUCAGCUGUCCAGUCUCUGUCAGAACAAUCUGACCUGGAUGCCGUGGUUAAAACUCUGGCUCCUGCUUUACUGGCCGAGCUAGCCAAAAUGAAGUCCUCCUCUUCCUCAUCAUCCUUCUCUACAGCAAAGAAGGAAUUGACUGCAAAGCCCAGCCUGCAGAAGAGCGAGGAGACAGAUUCUAAGAAGCAAAAGAAGCCUCCUCAGAAACAGCCUGCCACAUCCAGUGUCUCCACACCUCAAACCACUAAAUCCACAACCACCACUAUAAAGGUUCUUCUCCCUACACCUAACCUACCUCGGCUUAAAGGGCCUUUACCCCCUGGAGCCAAAAAAGCUACAGCAGGCAAACUUACCAAUCAGAAGAUUGCAGCUCAAGGCUCAGUGCAAAAAGAUCCUGUGACUGCAGCGAAGAUUCAAACGGAUGCAGCAUCAGCCAGUGAUGCAUCUGUCGCAUCUGAGCCAACAGCUGCAGCGGUGAGAGAGCAGCAACCGGCAGCGUCCACGCCGUCUUCGACUGCAGUUACCCCUCUGACUGUUGGGGAGAUGGUAGAAAAGCACCUGGAUCCAAAGAGAAUAGCGUGCCUCAAGUUGGAAACCUGCUUCUCACCAAAAUAUUUUAAACGUGGUAAGAAGCAGUUGCUCAUAACAGGACUGCCGAGGUAUUACGAUGGCUGCUACACAGAGGAUGAUGUUGCCAAACUGCUCAUUCCAUUUGGGUUUCAACAUAAAGAUGAGAACAUCUAUGUUGUUCCUCAGACGUGCAUGGCCUUCAUCCAGAUGCCGACAUCAGAGAAUGUGCUCAACAUAAUUAAUGUCACUGCGAGGAAAGCCAUUUUUUUCAAAGGAUCUAAACUCUGUUUCCGUGUAAUAGCCAACAGCAUUACAAUGACACCGUUUGAGUUUUAUAAAUCGCUGAUGAAGCUGAUGAAGUCUCGUGUGCAAGAUGCUGGAAUGAAAACAGUCUUCAUCAAGAACAUUUCACCGAGUGAAACCAGGGACCUCAGGGAAGCUCUGAGAAAAAUCAGCUCUGUCAGGAACUUCCUGCCUCUCCUCAACAAGGUAUUUAUAGAAUUUGUGUUUGUUCGCGAUGCUGAUCGGCUCGGAGUUUGGUACAGUCUCCUGAAACAAGCCCCUGGACACGAGGUCCACAGGAUUAGCAUACCACACCGCAGAUGUACAUCGCUACCUCCAAAACGUCCUGAGAACGCUCUGCCGGACAGCAAGGACGCUGUUGCCGGGGCAACUGUCCCACCAAUAAAAGUUGCCAUUCCACAGGGCAGCAUUUCGCCGUUUUGGGUCGCGAUGAGAACUAGUCCCUUCCUGUUCCCUACCAUGUCUCCUUGGUUCAUCAUCCCAGAUUACCUGACAGCCCUAGGAAGGAAAAGCAUCGAGAAGGCCAGUCGUCGUGGUUCCAUGUUCCCCACAAUCAUGUUGACCGGUUUGCCAGAGGGAAACUACAAGCAUGAGGACGUGGCCGAGCUGGUCUGGCAGUAUUUCCCCAAACAGAACCUUCACUCCCUUUACUACAACGUGGCGGUCUUAACGCUGCAGAGGAGGGCCUUUGUGUUUUUCGCUGAUUGGACUUCGUGCUGCGAUUUUGUCCGAGAUCACAACGCAAAUCGGGUUUCUGUCAAAGGCUGCACGCUCAGUGUCCACUUCGUCUUGCAACACAUGAAUCAGGAAUCCAGUGAGGAGAUGAUGUACAAAAGUCUGAUGAAGUGGAGCAACGCUGGAAUUCCAGAGUCAAAGUCUCUGGAGGAGCGGUUACUGUGUGUGGAGAUUUCUGAGGUGUCUGUGGACGUCAUCAGGGUGGUCAUGGAAGUGGUGGCAUCCAUCGCAACCUUUGUCAGCUUCCUGCCGCUCGCCAACAGGAUAUGUGUUGAGAUGGCUGACUCCAGCGGUGUAACGCAGGUGGUGGAGAAAUACAACACUUUCUUACCAGACUCUCCUAAAAAGUUCGAAACUUGGAGUAAAGUAAAACGUUUUGAGACUUUGAAGAGCCUAAAACAGCGUCUACAAGAUUCUAGUGAGAUCACAAUAAACUUUGAACCGGACACCAUCGAUGUCAAAGCCAAGCCCCCAGCUGUGAAAAGUCAAACUGAGCCUCCUCCCUCUGAACUUUCGGAUACUGGGUCACAACCUGCUCUGCAAGCCGGUGGCCCUGGUGGGUCCGCCAUACCUGAGCCCAUCACAGCAGGACCAAGUGCCACAGCAAUGGAGGAGGACGGUGAGAAACCAGGUACUGAGAUCGCCAUGGACUCCACUGUUGGUCCCGAAACAAAUGAAGAUGUAGAGAAAGUAAAGGGGGAAGAGGGGUCACUAAUAACUUCAGUCUCCACUGCUGAUGUGACCUCUGCAGUCAGCAGUGGAAACACAGUCCCUGCUGCUUCCAGCCCUGCCCCCUCAGCCACAGCACUCAUGCCUGAAGAAAACUUUGCAGAACUUCCUCAGAUUAACGAGGACAUUUUCAAAGCCCUCACGGCGGCAGUUCAUCAGCACAGACUCACCCGCGGGAGCAGGUCCAAGAGCGAGGAGAAGAAGUCCAAGGACUCAUCUGAGCCCACCAAACCCUCAUCCUCUGCCAGUGUCAGCAAGGCCUCCUCGUCUUCGUCUCCACUGUCUGCUGAAACCCCUUCCUCCCCUGGUCAGAAAACACAACAGAGCAAGACAAAGUCUUCAUCCAAACCAUCAAAUACUGCAUCCUCUGGUUGUAGUUCCCGCUCAGCCUCCGCUGCAUGUGAAAGGGAGAAGAUAACAUCAGCUCCAGCUGUCAAGGCAUCAAUAGAGACUCAUCUGGAGCCACUUAGAGAAGAAGCAAAAGACACAGAGGGCGCAGUGGCAAAGGCUGACCACAAAGUGUCAGCACAGGGCUUUGCUGCAAAAACUGUUGAGUCAGAGACAAAAAUAGAAACAACAUCAGAGAUGCAUCCACCUCCACAGAGACAUGAAGUAGCGUUGAGCCAAGCCCAGAGUCUGGAGACUGAUUUUAAUGUCAACAACAUCCAAGAUCAGAAAAAGAGCAAAGAGGAAGGUGAAGAAGAUGACGUUGUCAAACACACGGAGGAGGAGGGCGACAGUGAAAAUUACCAAAUCAUCGAUUCACUUGAUGAUCAAACAGAUGAACAGAUGGAUGAUGGGGGCCAAGACGACAGCUCUGAAACCCAACUAACUGGACCUGAGGAAGGCCAGACUUUGAAUGAGGAAAGCUAUCAGGUCUUGGACAGUGCUGACAAUGAAAGCAAAGCCCGCCCAGAGGAGUACAAUGAAAUGGAAAUGGACGGUUCUUUAAAAGUGUUAGACAGUGUUACCGACGACCAAGCAGCUACAGGUCAAGAGGACAGUCGCCUGGUCCAAGAUGACGGUUCCACAGUAAAGCAACUGUCUGAGGAAGAUGCAGUUCCAGUAGUCGACAGAUCUGAUGAUGCAGUUAAAGAUGCAGUAGGUAAAGAUCAGGAGACAAAUAACAAAGAUCAUUUCCAAGUGUUAGAUACAGGUAGCAAACAAGCUCCAAGGGGUAAGGGAGAUGGGAAGAAGAAGGAACAAGAAGAAGUCAAAAGCAAAAUGCUUUCAGCAGAAUCCUGCAAAGCCUCCCAAGAUGUGGAAAAUCCUGAUGGCCGAAUCCCAAAUGAAGACCAGCCUCUUCAAGACCGCGACAACAAAGACACUUUAAGAGACCCUGACAGUGACGUUACUGAACAAGAAACCUUUGAGGUAUUGGAUUCAAUUGAUGAUCAGACUGCAACGGAAGAUGGCAGCCAAAAACCUGAAACUCCCAGUGAGCAAAUAUCUAAAGAAGACAUUAGGCCCGUAGAGCAAGAGGAAGACACACAUCAAGUAAUUGAUUCUUUGAAAGAUCAGCCAACGACUACAGAGACCGAGUCAGGGACUGACAACCAGGAAAAAAGAACCAAGAAAGGGGAAGCGACCGCUAGAAAAGAUGAUAGACCAUCAAAGAGGAGUAGCCCCGCAACCUCCGCAUCCAAAAGUGAAGAGAAGGAGAAAUCGCCAAAGAAACAGGACAGGACGGUUAAAAGAUAUGAGACACGGACGAAGAUGGACACCACUGCAGGAGUUUCUAAAAAAGACAAAGAGGUCACCGAGGAGAUGGUGUAUGAGAUAGUAGAUUCUGUUGAAGACGAACCGGUUAAGGAUGCCUCCACCACAGAAAGGUCUGGCAGAAGGAGGAGUGCAAGAGGAAAGAAAGAUGAUAAAAUUACAUUGAAUCUCACAGAAGUGUCUGAAAAACCAGAGGAGGCUACUUACAAGAUUUUAGACUCUGUGGAGGACGAGACUGCCGAUGAUGAACCGACCGUGACGACAAGAUCUACCAGAGGAAAAAGGGAAAGAGCGACUAAGAAAGAUGCUUUGAAUGAGGAAACAAAAAAAGAGAACACGCCAACAAGGAGGAGGCACACUCCUGCCAGAGAGUCACAGGAACGAAACAGGGAAAAAACACCAAAGAAAGAGGAGAAAGCCCCUCCAAAAUAUAGCACACCAACAAAGCAGAGUGCCAUUGUUGUAAGAGAGGUAAGUGAGGAGGAUGCUACCAAUGAAAUAUCCUCUAUGGAGGACGAGGUUAAGGAUGAUCGGCCCGCUACAGGAGGAAAAGGAAAAAGGGGAAGACCAAAGAAAGAGGUUAAAACAGCUAAAAAAGACAGCGGAACAUUAAAGAAGGGCGACAAAGACGCAUCCGAAAAAGCGGCUGAUGAAGAAGAGGCGACAUAUCAGAUUCUUGAUUCUGUGGAGGACGAGACGGUUGCCGAUGAGCCCCCACAGGACAGUCUGAGAGUGCGAGAAAAGAGAACAUUUCUAUAAACGAUGACGUGCCCAAAAAUGAGGAGGAGGUGGAGGUAGAUGCCCAGGAACUGGUGACUCUGGAUGAGGUGGGAGCAGAUGAGGCAGGAGAGGAAAGAGCUCCAGAGAGCCGAGAGCAGGAUGGGGAGAUCACGGAGGGAGAGCUGCAGGCACUCGUCACUCUGGAUGAGUUCGUAGAGGGAGAGGAGGAGGAAGAGGCCAAGCGAAGCACGCUGGAGACCUUAAACGCCGAGACUUUGGUGACUUUAGAUGAAGCUGGCGAUGAUGAGGAAGAGAAGCCGGACGAAGAGCAAGCUGAGAAAACGUCAAGAUCUUCCAAACGCAAACACGCCGAUGACACAGAGGAAAGUAUGAACUUUGUGACGGUAGACGAGGUGGGAGAGGAGGAGGAAGCGGAAGCGGUAACACCCAGGACAAGAGGCCGAACCAAGAAGAGAGCCAGACAGACCCCUGGUA